AUGUCAGUAAAUAUAUUAAAUAGCAGAGCGGAUAGCCUCCAGGCAGUAGCCGCAAUGGCAACGAACAUCCACGCGGCGAAGAGCCUGUUCGACAUCCUGAAGAGUAAUUUGGGGCCGAAGGGAACGUGUAAAAUGCUGGUCAACGGAGCAGGAAACAUCAAGAUCACGAAGGACGGAAGCGUGCUGCUGAGCGAGAUGAUGAUACAACACCCAACGGCAAUGAUACUGUGCAGAGCAGCCUCAGCACUGGACGAAGUGACGGGAGACGGAACGACGAGCAACGUGCUGUUCUCAACAAGCCUGAUGAAAAACGCAGAAGAGUACAUACUGUACCAGAACGUGCACCCGAAGUACCUGUGCGACGGAUUCGACCUGAGUCUGAAGAAGCUGACGGAGCUGCUGCCGUCGUUGGGAAUGCCAAUCUACAAUAAGACGUCGGAAGAAGAAGGGAGAGAUAUCGACUGGGAGAUGGUGGGAAGCAUAGUGAAGACGUCAAUAUGCACGAAGCUGCCAUAUAAGCUGGCAAUACACAUAGCAGAGGAAGUGCUGGAGGCAGUGAAGAUAAUAUAUGAGCCGAAAAAGCAGCUGGACCUGUUUAUGGUGGAAGUGCUGACAAUGAAGCAUAGGUUCAACUCGGAAACGAGACUGGUGAGAGGAAUGGUGAUGGACCACGGAGUGAGGCACCCAGACAUGCCGAAGAAGGUUAAAAAGGCAUACAUACUGACGCUUAACGCAAGUCUGGAGUACGAAAAGUCGGAAGUGAACGCGAACUUUUACUACGAGUCAGCAGAAAAGAGAGAGGCGAUGGCAAGGUCGGAAAGAGAGUUCACAGACGAAAAGGUGAGGAAGAUAAUACAGCUGAAGCAGAAAGUGUGCGAGGGAAACGACAACAGUUUCUGCGUGUUUAACCAGAAGGGAAUAGACCCGCCGGCACUGGACAUGCUGGCGAAGGAGGGAAUCAUGGCGCUGCGAAGAGUGAAGAGAAGAAACAUGGAAAGACUGACGCUAUGCUGCGGAGGAAAGCCCUGCAACGCAGUGGAGGACCUGACGGAAGAGGACCUGGGAUACGCAGACCUGGUCUACGAGGUGGCAGUGGGCGAGGAAAAGUACACAUUCGUGGAAGGAGUGCGGGACCCGAAGAGCUGCACGCUGCUGAUCAAGGGAAGCAGCGAGUACAGCAUUAACCAGAUCAAGGACGCAAUCAGAGAUGGGCUGCGGGUGGUCAAAAACGCAAUCGAGGACAGAAGAGUGCUGCCAGGAGCAGGAGCGACAGAGCUGUCAUUGUACAACGACCUGAUGGACUACUCGAAAGAAGUAAGAGGAAAGGCAAAGUACGGAGUAAUGGUGUUUGCAGAAAGCUUACUGGUGUUGCCGAAAACAUUGGCAGAUAACGCAGGGUUGGACGGAAAGGAAGUAGUGUUGGAGCUGUUGGACCAAGUAAGAGAGUCAGGAAGAGUGUUGGGGUUGGACUUGGAAACAGGAAAGUACAUGGUACCAGCAGCAGAAGGAAUAUGGGAUAACUACAGCGUGAAGCUACAAGUGUUCACCAUCGCAACCACAGUAGCAGAACAGCUGUUACUGGUCGAUGAAGUAAUUAAAGCAGGAAGGUCAAUGCACAAUAGACCAUCGUAA
Messenger RNA from Theileria orientalis strain Shintoku, 1632 nucleotides. RefSeq names its product molecular chaperone protein. The transcript has 2 exons. Bases 1 to 1632 code for a protein of 543 amino acids. Gene Ontology annotation, molecular function: ATP binding; ATP hydrolysis activity; ATP-dependent protein folding chaperone. Gene Ontology annotation, biological process: protein folding. The record is from RefSeq and is a predicted model, not a curated record. NCBI's taxonomy places the organism in Eukaryota, Apicomplexa, Aconoidasida, Piroplasmida, Theileriidae. Gene Ontology annotation, cellular component: chaperonin-containing T-complex.